AUGGUGUCCAAGUUUGGCUCGAACAAGCUUCACCUGGCCGAGACGGGCUGGCCGACCGCCGGUGAGAGUUACGCCGGCAACGUUCCGUCGGCGGGUGCGUUGACGCAGUACUUCUACGACUAUGUCUACGGCUGGUCGGUCGGCAAGGGCCAGUCGUACUGGUUCAUGAUGUACGACACGACUGUGAGCUACACGGGAGCGGAGCACGAGAAGCACUUCGGUCUCUUCGGCACGGACAUGUCUCCGAAAAUCAACAUGCCGCAGAACCCGAACCAGUCGCAACAGCAGCAGCGUCUCCGUCGCGACUAA
This is a messenger RNA of Phytophthora sojae, 309 nucleotides long. RefSeq names its product putative 1,3-beta glucanase. The record is from RefSeq and is a predicted model, not a curated record. Bases 1 to 309 code for a protein of 102 amino acids. Lineage: Eukaryota; Oomycota; Peronosporomycetes; Peronosporales; Peronosporaceae. The transcript has a single exon.